CCCAGUAGUUUUUCGUGGAAGCUAAAUUUGGCGAUCUAUUUCGUGGCACGACGCCGAUCGCCGGAGAUGAGCGCAGUGCGGCUGAACUUCCGAAGAGCACCUCCCCAACUCCACCAAUCCUUCACCACCGCCGCCGCCGUUAAACCUUGGUUCGCCGCGCCUCCGCCGCCGCAAAAGCGCUACCAAAACGAUCGUGUCGAUCCGAUCCUCACAACCCUUUCAGAAGCCAUAGCCAACAAAUCCUUCCAAGCUUCCCUCAAGAGCCUCCUCCCAUCUCUUAAGCCCAGCCAUAUCGUAAACCUAAUCAAUACUAACCCUAGCUGUCUCUCCCCUUCCUCUCUCUACUCUUUCUUUACAUGGCUCUCCUCUCACCCCUCCCUUUUCCGCCACACCCUCCACACCUACUGCGCCAUGGCCCACUUCCUCUGCGCCCACAAUAUGCUCCCGCAGGCUCAUGCUCUUCUCCGAACCGUUGUUUCCAGAAAAGGAAAGGACUCCGCUUCUGCGAUUUUUGCCUCCAUUCUUGAUUCUAAAGGUACCCUAGAUUCCACUCUUCGGCUUGCCAAUUUCCUUAUCAUUGUUUAUCUUGAUUCCGGUUUUAUUCCCGAUGCAAUUCAGUGUUUUCGGAUUAUUAAGAAGCAUAGGUUACGCAUUCCGUUUGAAGCUUUUUAUCGAGUUAUUGAUCAUGUGAUGAAAAUGAAUCCACCGUUGGUAGCUUGGGGUGUUUAUAAGGAGAUUUUGGAAUCCGGGUAUCCUCCUUGUGUGUAUUGUUUUAAUAUAUUGAUGCAUAGACUAUGUAAGGAAGGAGAAAUGAAGGAAGCUCAUUUGGUGUUUAAUGACAUUGGGAAAUGGGGUUUAAAGCCUAGUGUUGUUAGCUUCAAUACUUUGAUUAAUGGAUAUUGCAGGUUGGGUGAUUUAGAUGCAGGGUUUAGGUUAAAGAGUGUAAUGGAGGACAAUGGGGUCGUUCCUGAUACUUAUACAUACAGUGCUCUGAUCAAUGGGCUCUGCAAGAAGUGCUCAAUGGGUGUUGCAGAUGACCUGUUUGAAGAAAUGUGUGAGAGAGGUUUAGUUCCUAACGGUGUGAUCUUCACAACAUUGAUUAAUGGGCACUGCAAGGCCGGGAGGGUUGAUCUAGCCAUGGAUUUCUAUCAACGCAUGCUCAGACAGGGCGUCAAACCUGAUUUGAUUACGUAUAAUACACUAGUCGAUGGGCUUUCUAAGAGCGGGGACUUGAUCGGAGCACAUAAACUUGUCACUGAAAUGAAUGAAAAGGGUUUAAGGCCUGAUAAAAUUACAUACACUGCACUUAUCGAUGGGUAUUGCAAGGAGGGAGAUUUGGAUGCUGCAUUUGAGGUCCGAAAAGGAAUGGUUGAAAAUGGAAUAGUUCUUGAUGGUGUGUCGUACACCUCCUUUAUUACAGGUUUAUGUCGGCAAGGGAGAGUAUCGGUUGCAGAGAGGAUGCUAAGAGAAAUGUUGGGUGCUGGUAUAAAACCCGACGAUGCAACAUAUACCAUGGUCAUCGAUGGCUUCUGCAAGAAGGGCGAUGUUAAGAUGGGUUUUAAGCUUCUGAGGGAGAUGCAAAGUGACGGGCAUGUGCCUGGAAUUAUAACCUACAACGUGCUUAUGAAUGGUCUAUGCAAGCAUGGUCAAAUGAAGAAUGCCGAUAUGCUCUUGCAUGCUAUGCUUAAUCUAGGCGUUGUCCCAGAUGACAUAACGUAUAACAUUCUGUUGGAGGGACAUUGCAAGCAUGGAAAGUCUGGAAAGUCCAGGAAUGUUGAUAAGCUACGCAGUGAAAUGGGGCUGGUUUUUGACUAUGCGUCAUAUAGUUCACUAAUUAGUAGCUUAAAUAAAAGUUAAGACACCACGAUGACGGACCAUAUGAUGUGUUCGUGUAAAUGGAUUUGCACCUCCAUAAAAUCCUCGACGCCCUGCCCUGCCCCAGAGCGUGGUGAGUGGAACAGAAAACUGC
Ipomoea nil (Japanese morning glory) is the source of this 1969-nucleotide messenger RNA. Its product is annotated as putative pentatricopeptide repeat-containing protein At1g09680. Gene Ontology annotation, molecular function: protein binding. NCBI's taxonomy places the organism in Eukaryota, Viridiplantae, Streptophyta, Magnoliopsida, Solanales, Convolvulaceae. The transcript has 2 exons. The record is from RefSeq and is a predicted model, not a curated record. The coding region runs from base 67 to 1857 and encodes 596 amino acids.